Messenger RNA from Helicoverpa armigera (cotton bollworm), 4749 nucleotides. It is a transcript of the gene Hk, whose product is annotated as Hyperkinetic. Gene Ontology annotation, molecular function: transmembrane transporter binding; potassium channel regulator activity; voltage-gated potassium channel activity. Gene Ontology annotation, cellular component: cytoplasm; voltage-gated potassium channel complex. NCBI's taxonomy places the organism in Eukaryota, Metazoa, Arthropoda, Insecta, Lepidoptera, Noctuidae. The transcript has 19 exons. Bases 172 to 2175 code for a protein of 667 amino acids. The record is from RefSeq and is a predicted model, not a curated record. Gene Ontology annotation, biological process: potassium ion transport; regulation of potassium ion transmembrane transport.
CGGUUCCAUACAACGUAACUCCGUAGUGAUUCUACCAUGAAAAUAAACGUCUAUGAAUAAAAUCUUACGGUUUAUACGUGUUUCAGUAUCCGUUUGGUAUUCCGUGCCGUAAACGCAUUUUAGCCUUGACUGGUUGUAUUGCAGUUAAAACGGUUAGUUUACUUGGUCACGAUGGCUCAUCAAUUUUGGAUAUCGUAUCAUCCACCGACUGGGAACAAACAUGCGUCAAGUGGAGACGAGACUCCACCGAUACCGGAGGAAGAACUCGAACAACAGAAGCUUGAACAUGAAAAACAGCUGCAAAAGGAGAAGGAAUGUCAGGCGAGAGAGGCAGAGGAGAUCAGACAGCUCGACAUUAAGCUCCUUCACCAGCGGGCCAUAGAAGCUGAAGAAGACAAGAAGAGAGAGAUCGCGGAGGCGGUGGAAGGGCUCCGGGGCAUGAACACCUCGUGGUCACAUCACCGGCUGUGCGACCUCCAGAGACAAGCUGCACGCUUGCGGCAAAGUCGUCCAUCCAUUCCGGACACCACCAGACAUCCGCGGAGUAUGUUGAAGAAAUCUUGCAGCACGCAGCUGACAAAGCCUCAGUCCAGUCACAGCAUCGACGACAACGACGGGAUCUACCUAAAUUUCACCCCGUGUCGCUUCGGACCCUGCCGAGAUGAGUCACUGGACAGCGAUUGCGGUGAGGCAGCAGGUUGUACCAUCACGGUCAGCGCGGAGUGCAACGUUCCCGGGAAGCCGCGCCGGGGCUCCGCAGUUGAUAUUAGUACAAAUGCAGAUGAUGAGCUGUUCCGUCCACCCCCUCGUCUUGGGUGUCGGGCACCAAUUGCGUCCCUGGAUUGUAUGGACGACUUCAGUGCAAAUUCACAACAGAUGUUGGAUCAAGCUGGUGAAGUAACUGUCUCGCGGCACAUGUCCGCUUAUAUGGGAAAUCACACCACCAUGCCAUCGGUGGUGACUCCCGGCUUGCGGUACAAGAACUUGGGGAAAUCUGGCCUGAGGGUGCCCAACAUUGGCCUAGGCCUUUGGGCCAUGAACGAAGACAGCGCUGAAGAUGUCAUUAAUAUUGCUCUGGAGAAUGGCAUCAAUCUGUUUGAUUUGUCGGAAGCACAUUGCGCAAAAGGGGAGGCAGAAUUGGGCAGAGUGUUAAAGAAACGUGGUGUAAGGAGGACAAGCGUUAUAAUCACAACCAAAGUAUACUGGAGUACCAAGUUUGCUCCUACUAAUAACAGGUCGGAUGAAAGAGGCCUCUCUCGUAAACACAUAGUUGAGAGCGUAAAAGCGUCACUGGCCCGUCUCCAGGUUGAAUAUAUUGAUGUAGUGCUCUUGCACAAAGUUGAUCCCGUGUGCCCGAUGGAAGAACUUGUACGUGCAAUGAACUUUGUGAUCAAUCAGGGUUGGGUGAUGUACUGGGGGACAGCUCGUUGGAGCCCAGCUGAAAUAAUGGACGCAUAUAGCAACUGCAGACAGUUUAAUUGCAUAACGCCUAUAGUGGAGCAAACUGAAUACCACAUGUUCUGCAGGGAAAAACCAGAGCUUUAUAUGCCUGAGUUGUAUCACAAAAUUGGCGUAGGUAUGAUGGCGUGGUCUGCGAUUACUACAGGCAAAGGUCUUGGUCGUGAGGAAAUUACUGGGCUAUUCGCGAAGUCACGAUUCAACAGAAAAUAUAGCACAUUUAGCUGGUGCGAAGAAGAUUUGGCUGUCCCUGAGGUUCAAAUAGCUGGCAGUAAGGAAGCGGUGAAUGGUGAAGAGCCACGCACAUACGGAGACAAACUUCGAGAUCUUUCGAAUCUAGCAAAUACAUUGAACUGUUCGAUGAGCCAACUAGCAGUUGCGUGGUGCUUGAAGAACGAAUCAGUGAACUGUCUCCUUCUAGGAGCAACCAGUGUUGAACAAUUUAAAGAAAAUAUUCACGCUCUACAGAUCGUUCCACAACUAACACCGGUGAUCAUGGUGGAGAUAGAGCGUUUGCUAGCGAACAAGCCACAACGUCCACCCAUGGUUUCAACACUAGCGAUGCGCAACCAACAAAAUAACAACUCUGUCAGGAUUGACAUGACAGGCGCUACCACGUCAGGAACGGGUUCCCCGAAGCCCGAGGGGGAUGUCGUCGAGGCUGAGGCUUCGACCCCCGGUAAGGAGCCCGGACGGGGCUUCUGUGAGAUUCAGUGACCGUGGUGGCGCGGAAGCACUGACUCUGCUUCCAAAUCUAGUAGAUCAAAGGAAUCUCUUAAGGACAAGGAAAAGGAAAAAGAAAAGGAUUCCAAACCGAAAUUCUUCUUGAACAACGCUGGAGAAGUCAUCAAACGUACUGAGCAAGAUGGAGUGUCAACUGAUGUCGUGAUAUCAGUGUCAUCGUUGAAAGGUAAGCAACCGGCUAGCGGGGGCAGUAAGGUGAAGAAGUCCAAGUCCGACACGGCACGUCCGCGGUCUGCCUCUCUGCAAAGGUCCACUUCAGGACAGUUGUCGAUCGGCAGAGACCGCAGGAAAUCCCGUCUGGACUUGAACUCGCCAGCCGAUCCAUAAAUUCAAUCGCUUAUGGACGUAGGAGUACCUGUUAUAUUCUAGGCCUGUGCAUUUACCUAGCAUUAGAUCACGGCACCUUCCCGCCGACUCUGUAAACAUGUAGAAACAACUGUCAUUGAGAAGCUCUAGGGCCUUAAGGAAAAUCGAUUGUUUGUAGAUAUAGUAACAAGACGGCGAGCCCUAGGCCUUGUCAUAAAGUACACUUAUUUCUGCAUACUUACAACAAUAUCCUUGGCAAAUAUCCUACUACCGCACGAAGCAAAUACCCAAUCGCUAUCAUGCUCAAAAAGAAAAUCCAAUCAUUAAUAACGUCUGCUCUACAGGUAAAUCAAAAUCAUCAAGUUAAAAAUUAAAAGGACCUUAAGUGAUUAACAAAAGUCUGCAAUCGUUGCAAAACUCUGGGAAGUGUUUCUUAUGCAAGUAGUUGGAUAAAAUCCUGUUUGUUGUAUUAUAAAAAUUAACAUAAAACAAAAUAUCUGGUAGAUGUUAUUGGCACUUGAAAUAUUAGUAAUAAUGUAAAAAUUGUCUACUGAUGUAAUAAUGCAUGUUUAGGGAUGUUCGCUGUGAACUACCAAGUAGUGCUAGCGUUAGGUAGAUAGGAUAAACUUGUAGUCCAUUCUAUGGGCGUCGAAGUCACCAGCUGCUUAGAUAAACACAGGAGAUGCAUAUAUAGCGAGUACUCCGCUCUUUAGGAACUAUGUUAGGUAAGCGUAGAACGUUUCCAAAUUGUUUAACACGGUUUUUAGAAGUCAUAGUCUCCCAGUCUUCAGAUGAACACCUCAAACAUCGGCUAUAUCUAGGUACUAAGUAUCGAGUUUGAUAGGUACAUAACUUCCCUGUGAAGUGAUUUCUCCUUAAAUCGGUCUUGUAAAUAAUUAAUCACGGUGAGAAUUAGAUGAUUCCUUUGAAAACUAAUCUUAGAAACAGAGUCUACUACUAUUAAUAAUACCUUUUAGUACAAGCGGGGGCCGCAAAACUUGGGACUAAAUAUAAUGUUGAUAUAUUGAACAUCUUGUUGACAUAUUUUAUCCGAUCUCCAGUUUUGCGGUACCCGUUUUGACUUUCGAGGUUUUUUCUUAUAUUAUAGCUUCCACUGGUCCGCGUUUCUCUUUCUUAAAAGUUGGUAGUCUGGCUUAAACAUGGCGUAGCGUUUAAUAUUCAGCAAGCACGCACCAUCGCGAAUAUAUUGAACAGUUUGAUAUGCAAAAUAAUUGACUAAAUAAUCUAGUUCAUUCACGUCAUAAUAACUAAUAAAAAAUAAUAUUAGUAAUUAGUCAUUGUCAUCAAGUUAGUACCAAGUGUCAGGGUUCGUCUCGAAAGUCCUCAGAAAAUGUAAAAAUAACGUGUGCGUGGUCCGUUUGGUCAGUAUUAGAUUCAAAAGUACCUACGUGGUUGCCGCGACACUAGUUUCGACAUAAUAAUCGGUACCCAUUGUCAUCCUUUUAACAUCAAAUGAAUGGUCGUUUGGUCGUUGUUAGAUAGUCCGUUGUUACCAGGUACGCAUAGAUCGAUAGGGUUGCCUACUGCGACAUUUUAAACUAGUAGUUUGCAUUUCAGAUUGAUUCGAAUAAAAUGGAUUAAUAGAAACGAGUAACGCAACGCUUUGAAUAAUGUCUGAAAGUUUUCUAUUUGUUUUUUGAAAUUAAACUUAACUAAACAGUUCUACAAUUGAAAAGCAGACUAACUACAUCAGGAUAAUGCAAGGGAUGACAACUUCUUUUCUUUCUUGACCCACUAUAAAAUCCUCUUUAACAUUGCCGACCGCGACGAGUGGCGUCGCGUGCGCAUCUAAAAUUCAAAAGUUCUGUAAUACGACUUCUUAUCGACAAAAUUCAUAUUUUUUUCGUCCUCAUAUAAAACAAAUUAAAAUCCUUGGAAAAUUUGCAAAAAUAUCUAUAAAGUAAAACUAAAUAGUUUUUUCAAAAAUAGUUGCCCUUUUCUUUUGUUUAGUAACGUAAUUCCUUGAUAAUAUAUUAGGCAUAAAAGGUCACACCGUUUAGAAUGCUAAUAAAAUUAAUUCAAUUUAACCCUUUAUAAGUAGUCUUUAGUAAUAAAGGUUUUAUCUCACGAAAACGUAACGGUAAGCGGUCAAACGUGUACGUGUAAUGUGUAUAGAUACGUGCUCUAGUGUGCGUGACUACGGCGUAGCAUUAGCAAAUAUGCUAAAGAAAGGACAUUGAAAAACAUGAUUCUCAUCUACCUAGCCUUUCCCAACUAUGU